Clupea harengus (Atlantic herring) is the source of this 1013-nucleotide messenger RNA. It is a transcript of the gene grp, whose product is annotated as gastrin-releasing peptide. Gene Ontology annotation, molecular function: neuropeptide hormone activity. The record is from RefSeq and is a predicted model, not a curated record. Lineage: Eukaryota; Metazoa; Chordata; Actinopteri; Clupeiformes; Clupeidae. Gene Ontology annotation, biological process: neuropeptide signaling pathway.
ACGUAAAGCCUCCGGUUGAGGAUCGUAGGAGGGGAUCGUUUUAAGGCGUUCAGACUCUAUUUGAACUGGCAUUAUCAUUUAAUAAACAAACCAAACGUCAGAAUUGCUCACUUAUUCUUUGGAUUUCGUCACGGCGUGGUAUAAAUUAACUGACUAUGACGAUUGAUCACAUACUUUUUUUGCACAAAGACAAGAGUUGACCAAAACAACGGAAUACUGAUUUUUCUGAGGCAAUUUAAGAUAUUUCUCACUGUUUUAAGGCGAUGUGCCUUCCCUGGAGAUGCAGAGACCUUAUCGCAUUAUUCAUCAUUUUAACGUCCGUCGUCUGCGAGGAUCAGUUAGAUAAUGCUGGAAAGAUGUAUCCACGUGGGAACCACUGGGCAGUAGGGCACCUGAUGGGCAAGAAGAGCACAGAUAAUCUGAUUGAGUCUCAGGAGAGGGACAGAGACAUGGGGCAGUUUGUUGCAUCACCAACUGGAGGCAGAGAAUUGGACAGAACACUGGGGCCAUCCUCUCCCUUCUGGGUUUUGUUCAGAACCUUACUGGCCCCAGAACAGGAUGAGGUGCCAGUAAGCCAAACCUUAAAGCAAGUCCAGAACAUUCUGGAAGAAAGAAGGCGGACGGUGGAACAACGGGAGCUACACAGACAUCUAAAAGAGGUGGCAGACCUGUUGUUACAGGCUUUGAUAAUAGGGGAAAGCAGCUCCAGCUAGAUACCAGCUCCAGGACUUGCCUUGAUGCACCAGACAUUGUGUGGUUUCAGACGUUUUCUUUGGAAACAGCACCUCCUUGUAGCCAAGCAUAACAUAUUCAAUUAUAAUAUAACAUAUAAUAUUUUAGGCUGAUUGUAUGUAUUACAUAAAUAAAGUCCAAUGUUGUAUUUUUGUAUCUGAAUCCCUUCCUGUCAACAAUCACUAUACUUACUGUUUUAUUUGAAUUUACCAACCUGCAUUAACUCACAACUUAUAAUUGUGUGUCUUUAUUAAGGUAAAUCUCAAUAAAGCUGUUAUUAU